Molecule: messenger RNA, 2398 nt
Organism: Trachymyrmex septentrionalis
Lineage: Eukaryota; Metazoa; Arthropoda; Insecta; Hymenoptera; Formicidae
Gene: CCT7
Product: T-complex protein 1 subunit eta
Exons: 6
Coding region: 128-1753 (541 amino acids)
Biological process (GO): protein folding
Cellular component (GO): chaperonin-containing T-complex
Molecular function (GO): ATP binding; ATP hydrolysis activity; ATP-dependent protein folding chaperone
Source: RefSeq, a predicted model, not a curated record
UCUCGAGAACGCAUGUUUUUUGCUUGACAUCAUCGUCAUCCUGUCGGCAAUUGCGAAGCGUUAAAAAAUUGAUUCGCGGAUAGCGCGUGUGAUAAGAACUUUUGGUUGAAAAAAGAAAAGUUCCGAGAUGCAACCUCAAAUAAUCCUACUGAAGGAAGGCACGGAUACGUCUCAGGGAAAGCAACAAGUUAUAUCCAAUAUAAAUGCGUGCCAGAUAGUCGUAGAUGCCGUUAGGACUACUCUAGGUCCUCGCGGUAUGGACAAGCUCAUAGUCGAUCAAAAUGGAAAGGGCACUAUAUCCAAUGAUGGUGCUACCAUCCUGAAAUUAUUAGAUAUCAUUCAUCCUGCUGCUAAGACUCUUGUGGAUAUUGCAAAAUCACAAGACGCUGAGGUUGGAGAUGGCACAACCAGCGUAGUUUUGUUGGCAGGAGAGUUUUUGAAACAAAUGAAACCGUUUAUAGAAGAGGGCGUACAUUCGCGUAUAAUAAUCAAAGCUCUUCGUCGCGCGCUUCAGAUAGCUAAAGAUAAAAUUAAUGAGCUAAGUGUCAAAUUAGACAGACGCAAUAUAAACGAACAGAUUGAGCUUCUGGAGGCAUGUGCAGCCACAGCUAUGAAUUCCAAAUUGAUACAUCAACAAAAGAAUCAUUUCAGUCAAUUGGUUGUCAAGGCUGUCAUGAAGCUAGAUGAAUUACUUCCUCUUAAUAUGAUUGGUAUUAAAAAGAUUUCUGGAGGCGCGCUGGAGGAUUCGGAGCUGAUUGAAGGAGUGGCCUUCAAAAAAACCUUUUCAUAUGCCGGAUUCGAAAUGCAACCGAAAAAAUAUGAGCAAUGCAAGAUUGCAUUACUGAACAUUGAGCUGGAAUUAAAGGCCGAACGAGACAAUGCCGAAGUGCGCGUGGACAAUGUGUCAGAAUAUCAGAAAAUUGUCGACGCGGAGUGGCAGAUUCUCUAUGAUAAGCUUGAUCAGAUUCACAAGAGCGGUGCGAAAGUAGUAUUAUCCUCGUUGCCGAUCGGCGAUGUCGCAACGCAGUACUUCGCGGAUAGAGAUAUGUUCUGCGCUGGUAGAGUACCUGACGAGGAUCUCAAGAGGACGAUGAAGGCAUGCGGUGGUGCAAUCUUAACAACGGUGCACGACAUAAAGGACUCUGAUCUCGGAAGUUGUCAGACUUUCGAGGAAAAGCAGAUCGGUUGCGAGAGAUUCAACUUCUUCUACGAAUGUUCGCGAGCGAAGACGUGCACGUUUAUCUUGCGUGGAGGUGCGGAUCAAUUUCUAGAAGAGACGGAGAGAUCCCUUCAUGACGCGAUCAUGGUCGUCAGACGCAUGAUAAAAAAUGAUGCAGUGGUUGCUGGCGGUGGUGCCAUCGAAAUGGAACUCUCCAAGACUUUACGCGAUUACUCACGUACUAUUGCUGGAAAAGAGCAACUUUUGAUAGGAGCGAUAGCGAGAGCUCUCGAAGUUAUUCCGAGGCAAUUAUGUGAUAACGCUGGAUUUGACGCAACAAACAUUCUGAAUAAAUUGCGCCAGAAGCAUCAUAAAGGUUUGCAGUGGUACGGCGUUGAUAUAAAUUCAGAAGAUAUCACGGAUAACAUGCAGUACUGCGUCUGGGAGCCGGCAAUAGUGAAGAUCAACGCAUUGACUGCCGCUACAGAAGCCGCCUGUCUCAUCCUUUCUGUUGACGAGACUAUCAGGAAUCCUAAGAGCAGCCAAGAUGGCCCGCAACCUCCAAUGGGACGUGGCAUGGGCAGACCGAUGUAAUCUGUUUGUCUACUUAAUUUCAUCAAAACUAGAGAUAUCCUAUGACACAGUCUGGCCACGAGCGAUUUUGUCAAAAUCCUCCGAGAGAGAGUAACUCUCUAAAACUUGUAGAGUGAAUAUCACUUUCAAGACUGGCUCAAUUUUCACUCUUUAGAGUGAAAUUCCACUCCAAAGAAUAGUAGAGAAUAGAUAUCAUUUCUCGUAUGUAUGUUGUGUACUAUCUCACUCUAACUCAUACUGUUUCACUCUAUGACUUUAAUUACGAUUAUAGAGUAAGAUAGUAUAUAUACUACAGAGAAGAAAUUGUAUAUGUCUUUUUCUCAUAUAUUUUUGACAAAAUUGCUUGUGCCCAGACUAGAAUAUUGGAUCUCUAAUCAAGACUAUCUAUAAAAGAACUAUAUAAUGUGAAAUAAAAGCAUAGUUUAUAAAUGCGAGCAUUAUGUCGCAUCUUUGCAGCCUUGUCUCUCGAUAUCUUUUGUACAUGCUAAUAUUUAUAACGAAUCACAAUGAGUUAACGGAUUAUUUCCUGUUUAAAAUAAAAGCUUAUUGUUCCUUAGACAUGCAAAAGCACGUGUAUUCACGAAAGUUUACAUAAAUAAAUGUUAAGUGUCCUUAAUUUUUUCCAUCCAUAUUUAUGUCUUCUUA